Molecule: messenger RNA, 1761 nt
Organism: Vigna radiata var. radiata (mung bean)
Lineage: Eukaryota; Viridiplantae; Streptophyta; Magnoliopsida; Fabales; Fabaceae
Product: zinc-finger homeodomain protein 4-like
Exons: 1
Coding region: 859-1674 (271 amino acids)
Biological process (GO): regulation of developmental process; regulation of DNA-templated transcription
Cellular component (GO): nucleus
Molecular function (GO): transcription cis-regulatory region binding; DNA-binding transcription factor activity
Source: RefSeq, a predicted model, not a curated record
AAGCAAAGCAAGCCAAAGCAAGCACCCCACUUUUUUUUUUUUUUUGGGAGUCUCUAAUCUGAAUCUCCCUCUCCAAAUACUCAACUCUGCAUCCCUCUUUGUCUGUUAAAAUCUGCUUUUUUUGACCUCUUCUUUUUGUCCUCCCACACCACCUCUAUAAGCACCUCCUGUUAAGUGUUUCACUGCCAAAACUCUCCACCCUUUCCUUCUCUCUUUCUCUCUCUUCCUUCUUCACCUCUUGCUUACUUCUAUUACUCUAAUUACUGUGAUUCCCCUCUAAAUCAAAUCAUCCUUUUCUUUCCUUCUAACCAACCAUGUCUGCAACACAAGGUGUUUGAUCCAUGUCAGUUUCCUCUUCCUCUUCUCCAAUUGACUUUGUAGCCGGCUGAAAUUAUAAAAAUAAAAAAAAAAGAAAAAAGAAGAAAGCUACAGGGUUUGUUUGUAGCUGUCUUCAUUGAUUAUCUUCUGGCUGAGAUAUAGAGACGGUUAGUUUGUCUGUCGCCACUCUCUCUCUCUCUCUCUCUGUCUCCUUUUCAAGAGAUAGAAAUUAGAAAAUACCCAGAGUGGGAAAGUGUCUUGUUUGCUUAAAAAGUUGUCUUCUCAUGACCAUAUCCUGUGUGCCCUACUUCUGAGUCUGUGCUUUCUUACUUUCUCUUCUUAAUUCACCUGAAGAUAAUGAGGUCGGUGGUGGUAGUGCUAUAGUGCUGCUACUCAACUCAAUUGCUUCCAACACCACUCCAUAAUUUUCAUAUUUGUUCCUAGCCAGCUUUUGAAGGAUUAGGAUUUGUGAAACUUAGAAUUGCAAUCAUUUUAGCACUACACUAUACCCUAAAGAAGCAGACAGGUAGCUAGGAGAGAAUGGAACUUUCGAGUCAAGAAGGAGAAAUCCCAAUCCCAAUAAACAGCACUACGUAUGGUGGGGGACACGGUAAUGGACACGGUCAUGGUCUCAUGAUUCACCAUGACCCUCCACACCACAACCACAACCACAUUAUCUCCUCCACCGCGCCUACGAACGGCACACCCACUAUGCAUCAGGAGGAUCAUGGGUACAAGAAAGUGGUGCGGUACAGAGAAUGCCUGAAGAACCAUGCAGCGGCCAUGGGAGGGAAUGCCACUGAUGGGUGCGGCGAGUUCAUGCCGAGUGGAGAAGAGGGCACCAUAGAGGCACUGAACUGUUCGGCCUGCCAUUGCCACAGAAACUUCCACAGAAAGGAAGUGGAGGGUGAGCCGUCUUCAUGUGACUACCACCCCUUCAACAGAAGAAGACUCAUUCUGGGCCCUCACAAGAACCUCCUCCCUCCCGAGGCUCUUGGCUACCCUACAGGUAACAUCCUUCCUUCUAGAAGCGUCCCACCACACCAGAUGAUAAUGCCCUACAGCAUUGGUCACCUCCCUUCAGAGUCUGAUGAACAAGAAGACGGUGGAGGAAUGGUGCAGCCUAGAUCCUCCCAGCUAGUGAAGAAAAGGUUCAGGACAAAGUUCACCCAGGAGCAGAAGGAGAAAAUGCUCAACUUUGCUGAGAGGGUUGGAUGGAAAAUCCAGAAACAAGAAGAGUCCGUGGUGCAACAGUUCUGCCAAGAGAUUGGGGUCAAGCGAAGAGUGCUCAAGGUUUGGAUGCACAACAAUAAGCACAAUCUCGCUAAAAAGAAUCCCCCUACUGCAGAAGCUUAAAGUACAAUAAUUUAUUAUUAUCAUCGAUCAUCCUUUUAUCUAGCUUUGUGUUUUGUGCUUUAUUAUUAUGAUUACUAGUAUUAUAAA